CUGACGUGUAUUCUUGAUACGUAAAUUUACCGCCCGCUCCCCUAAAAAAUAUUAUUAACCAAUUAACUGUUUUGCAUGCUUGAAAACUUUUUUUAAAAAAAAAACAUUAUUAAGCAUAUUUUUACCGAGUAAAAUAGGUUUACCCACCCCCAGCUGGUGAACCGGGGUAGUGUUUGUGUUGCUAGGUUAUGCUGUUUAAAAACAUCCCACCCAAAUCCCAUUGUCACUUCUCUUGAAUUCAACCACCACAUAUAUAUGAAUUAACAAACUUCUAGCACCGGCUUUUAUUCUGAAAAUAAUUCUGUGUCGUCACUCCAUCCUCCUCGCGUCGAACGGAUCGAUAAAUUGCUGCAUCCGAUGCUAAAUCGCUAUCAUCAUGGAGACGAUUCCGUUCCUCUGAUCCGAGCAACCGAGGGACCGAGAGCUGAGCCGAUGUCAGGCUGGUGAGGCUGCACCAGCGACGGCUAGGAGGGAGGGCGAUGUCCGGGAGGGAGGAUGCGGUGUCCUGCUAGCCGGGAAGAGCACCACUGAUGACCGGCUGUUUGGCUCUCUUUUUUUUAUUCACUGUGGGUGGCAACAUGGCCAGUAAGGUAAAGUGGGUGACAGAUAUUGAGAAGUCAGUGCUCAUCAACAACUUUGAAAAGAGGGACUGGAUUCAAGUGACUGAAAAUGACGACUGGAAUUUUUACUGGAUGAGCAUCCAGACCAUUCGCAACGUGUUCAGCGUGGACACGGGCUACCGCUUAACCGACGAGCAGAUGGUCAACCACUUCCCCAACCAUUACGAGCUGACUAGGAAAGACCUGAUGAUCAAGAACAUAAAGCGCUACCGCAAAGAGCUGGAGAAGGAAAACAACCCGCUAGCUGAGAAGGACGACAACGGGAAGUACAUCCACCUUGAUUUCGUGCCGGUGACGUUCAUGCUCCCGGCAGAUUACAACCUUUUUGUGGAGGAGUUCCGCAAGAACCCGUCCAGCACGUGGAUCAUGAAGCCGUGCGGCAAAGCGCAGGGCAAAGGCAUCUUCCUUAUCAACAAACUGUCCCAGAUCAAAAAGUGGUCACGGGACAGCCGCACAUCUACGUUCAUGGCGGCCUCCAGUGGUAAGGAGGCUUACGUCAUCUCCCUGUACAUCGACAAUCCCCUUCUGAUCGGCGGAAAAAAAUUUGACCUGCGUCUCUACGUUCUGGUCACCACUUACCGGCCACUUAAAUGCUAUAUGUACAAGCUGGGUUUCUGUAGAUUCUGCACAGUAAAGUACACGCCAAGUACAAGCGAGCUAGACAACAUGUUUGUGCACCUUACCAACGUAGCCAUCCAAAAACAUGGAGAUGACUACAACCAUGUCCACGGUGGCAAGUGGACGGUAAGUAAUCUGCGGCUUUAUCUGGAGAGCACAAGAGGAGACGAAGUGACCAGUCGACUGUUUGACCAGAUUCAUUGGAUCAUGGUGCAGUCCUUGAAGGCUGUGGCUCCUGUGAUGAACAACGACAAACAUUGUUUUGAGUGUUAUGGUUACGACAUCAUCAUUGAUGACAAACUCAAGCCAUGGCUCAUUGAGGUCAACGCGUCACCCUCGUUGACAUCCAGCACGUCCAACGACCGCAUCCUCAAGUACAACCUCAUCAACGACACCCUCAACAUUGUCAUGCCCAAUGGCGAGAUGCCGGAUAGCCGCUGGAACCGAAGCCCUCCUCGAGAUGCUCUGGGCAACUAUGAACUUCUGUACGACGAAGAGCAGGCGCAGAGCGACAACGCCGAGCUGAGGAGCCGCUCGGGUCAGUCGCUGGGGUCAAAAGGCGCCAAGGGCAUUUCCGUCCGCCCCGCCGCAGCCACUUGGAAGUGACGAGCUUUUCAACCUCAUUACUAAUCAAGGAUUGAAAAGGAAAUGGAUUUUAUAUUUGUUUUAUUUUGGAUUGUGCCUCAUUUUGCCUACUAUUGUGGAAUGUCACUUUAUUUGCUUGCUACCAAUGCCUCUGCUUUAUAAAGUUUGGAUUC
Messenger RNA from Corythoichthys intestinalis (scribbled pipefish), 1996 nucleotides. It is a transcript of the gene ttll1, whose product is annotated as tubulin tyrosine ligase-like family, member 1. Gene Ontology annotation, biological process: microtubule cytoskeleton organization; protein polyglutamylation. Gene Ontology annotation, cellular component: cilium. The record is from RefSeq and is a predicted model, not a curated record. Bases 531 to 1844 code for a protein of 437 amino acids. The transcript is spliced from 10 exons. Gene Ontology annotation, molecular function: tubulin binding; tubulin-glutamic acid ligase activity. Lineage: Eukaryota; Metazoa; Chordata; Actinopteri; Syngnathiformes; Syngnathidae.